This is a messenger RNA of Colletotrichum chrysophilum, 1020 nucleotides long. RefSeq lists its product as uncharacterized. Gene Ontology annotation, biological process: rRNA processing. Bases 1 to 1020 code for a protein of 339 amino acids. The transcript has 2 exons. Lineage: Eukaryota; Fungi; Ascomycota; Sordariomycetes; Glomerellales; Glomerellaceae. The record is from RefSeq and is a predicted model, not a curated record. Gene Ontology annotation, cellular component: nucleus.
AUGGGUUCCAGCACGAGGAAAAAGAACCAAAAGGCCAAGGACUUUGCGAAACCAAAGUUCAAGGUCGGCAAGACCAAGGCCAAGCCGGCCAACUUCACAGACACCAGCUUCAAGGCCAAGUCCAUUGUGAUGGGCCAGCAGUCCCUCGCAGAAGAAGCCCCUGACGUCGGAACACAAUUCAAACACCACCUCUCCCUCGCAUCUACCUCAAGAUCAGACAAGGUGCGAAAAGAAGCGCUGGCACAUCUCACGAGCCAGGUGGGCUUUGGCAACAACCCCGUCGGCACCGCCACCAUCCUCGGCAAACUCCUGCCCCUCAUCUCUGACGCCUCAGGUCCCGUCCGCAGUCAACUACUCAAGCUCUUCCGUGAACUCCCAGAAACCGAAGUCAGGCAUCACGCCGAAAAGUGCAUCAUGUACAUUCGCGCCGGCAUGACGCAUCUUUCUGCCGACAUCAGUAACGAUUCCCUGUCAGUAUUGGAGUGGCUUCUUGAUGUUGCGGAGGACGAGACCGUCAGCUGUCCCGGCGGCUGGGUCAAGACGCUCAACAGCUUCUGCGCGCUGAUGGGAUGGUCCGUAAAGUCGAGUACGGGGUGGACGAGUGCGCCAAAGACCGGUCUGAGAUCUAAAGACUCGCAAUCGCACGCAAGGCAGGUUGGAGUGCUAGCGAGGUUUCUCCAGGCAGGGCUCAAGCCAGAGGUUGCGGCGCCGAGUAACCCGAACGCCCUCUACGACAACAUGUACCGCAUCCCACGGGCACCAAAUCCAUUUGCGUAUCUGAACCUAUUCGGGACUCGUAGAGACGAAGAGGCGGAGAUGUACAACGAUCGCGAGUCUCGACAGCGUGUUUUUCAUAAGAGGUUCUCGGAAUCCUUCAGCCGCGGUAUUGAGCAGGCAAAGAAGGAGGGCGGUGCGAGUGGUCGAUCUGCCAUCACUUUGGAGAAAUCAUUGAAGGAGGAUAUGGAGGGAUAUGAGCCUACUUCCGCCGUUGACCCUCAGGAUUUGCUGGAUUUAUGGUAA